Messenger RNA from Sciurus carolinensis (gray squirrel), 1527 nucleotides. RefSeq names its product transcobalamin 1 (gene Tcn1). Lineage: Eukaryota; Metazoa; Chordata; Mammalia; Rodentia; Sciuridae. Bases 85 to 1374 code for a protein of 429 amino acids. Gene Ontology annotation, biological process: cobalamin transport. The transcript is spliced from 9 exons. The record is from RefSeq and is a predicted model, not a curated record. Gene Ontology annotation, molecular function: cobalamin binding.
CUGAGGUAACUGAAGAAGGAAAUUUCAUUGCCCUCUGCCCAUCAUCCAACCAAGCCCUCAAUAUUCCAGUCCGCGGCUGGAGAGAUGAGGUGUUCAUACCAGCUGCCCUUAGUGGGGAUCCUAUUGUUUCUUCUUAUUCCAAGCCAACUAUGCAAGAUCUGUGAGGUCAGUAAAGAAGACUUACAUCUGAACCUUCUGUUGAAUACAAUGAUCAAUUCGAAAUACACCAGUGAAACCCAACCUGCGAAUGUUCUGUUGUCCCUCAGACUUAUUGGGAUUCAUGACCAAACCCAAACCCAAAGGCUCGUCCAACGAGUCAAAAACAAUGUGGAAAGGAAAGAUUCAAAUUUAAGCUCGGGACAGCUUGCUGUGAUUAUACUGGCUUUGGGAGCAUGUCAUUCCCCUGAUGAAAUCUUUACAUAUGAUAAGCAUCUGCUCAGUCAUCUAGAAAAUAAAUUCCAAGGAGAACUUGAAAAUAUGAAAGCACACGAUGGCAAUCCACUGACCAACUUCUACCAGCUUGGUCUGGACGUUUUGGCUUUGUGUCUCUUCAAUGGGAGCUACUCGGCCACCGAAGUUGCUGAAUUCUUCAAUCAUUAUAAAAAAAACUAUUAUUUUGGUGGUCAGUUCUCAGUAGAUACUGGUGCGAUGGCUGUCCUGGCUCUGACAUGUGUGAACAGGAGUCUAACAAAUGAGCAGAUUAAGGCAGAUAAGAAUUUAAAGAAAAUUGAUGAGCUUAUAAGUUUCCUGGUAGAAAAGAUUAUGUCUGAGAAAAAAGAAAAUGGUCUCAUUGGAAACACAUUUAGUACAGGAGUAGCUAUGCAGGCCCUCUUUGUGUCAUCAAAUUAUUACAACGAAAGUGAAUGGGAUUGCCAACAAACUCUGGACACGAUACUCCAGGAAAUUUCUCAGGGAGUAUUCAAUAAUCCAACUGCUGCAGCCCAGAUCUUACCUCCCCUGAUGGGAAGAACCUACUUGGAUGUUGAAGACUGUCCUUAUGUCUCUGGUUUAGAUACAUUCAACAUCUCCAAUCAUGUGCCUGAGUCUGAAAGAUCUAACUCAUCCUCACUCAUCAUGGUUUAUUACUCUGUGGUAAUCAAUGAAACAUAUUCUAUCAACGUCACUGUGCCAAAUGGUUCAGUCUUCCUAGAUGUGAUGAAAGCAGCUCAAAAGAAGAAUGAGACGACAUUUGGUUUCACAAUGGAGCAGAGCUCAUGGGGCCCCUACAUCACUUCUGUUCAGGGUUUGUAUGCCAACAAUAACAAGAGAACGUACUGGGAACUUCUGAGUGAUGGCAAAGCCCUGAGCCAAGGAGUUGGUAGCUAUGUUGUUCAUGAAGAGGAAAACUUGGAAAUUCGAUGGAGUACAUACUGAUAAGCCCAGACCUUCGAACAGACCUUUUGCAGUGGAAUUCCACGCAGAAAUUAACCCAAUUUCUUUCUUUUCAUUUAUCUGAAAACCUCAUAUCUAUCUCUCUCUCUCUCUCUCUCUCUCUCUCUCUCUCUCUCUCUCUCUCUCUCUUUGAAU